This is a messenger RNA of Suncus etruscus (white-toothed pygmy shrew), 3401 nucleotides long. It is a transcript of the gene TMEM255A, whose product is annotated as transmembrane protein 255A. NCBI's taxonomy places the organism in Eukaryota, Metazoa, Chordata, Mammalia, Eulipotyphla, Soricidae. The record is from RefSeq and is a predicted model, not a curated record. The transcript is spliced from 10 exons. Bases 156 to 1205 code for a protein of 349 amino acids.
GGUGCUCGGGUCGGCUGCAGCUCCGAGACAGUCUCGCAGCGGCUCUCGCAGAGACGGGGAGCGGCAGCCCACGGGGUACGAUGCUCGGCCAGACUCCCUGAGCCCGGGGCUCGAGAAGCAGCGUGGGGGGCCGAGGCCACCGGGCAGCUCGCACCAUGCAUCAGUCCCUGACUCAGCAACGGGCCAGCGACAUGUCCCUGCCCGAUUCCAUGGGGGCCUUCAACCGGAGGAAACGAAACUCCAUCUAUGUGACAGUGACACUGCUUAUUGUGUCUGUGUUGAUCCUCACUGUGGGUCUUGCAGCGACCACCAGGACCCAAAAUGUGACCGUCGGAGGUUAUUACCCUGGAGUGAUUCUCGGCUUUGGUUCAUUCCUUGGAAUCAUUGGCUCCAACCUGAUUGAGAACAAACGCCAGAUGCUCGUGGCAUCGAUUGUCUUCAUCAGCUUUGGUGUCAUUGCAGCUUUUUGUUGCGCCAUCGUGGAUGGAGUCUUUGCAGCCCGACACAUUGAUCUGAAACCACUCUAUGCCAACCGCUGCCACUAUGUCCCAAAGACAUCCCAGAAGGAAGCUGAGGAGGUCAUAAGUUCCUCAACCAAAAAUUCUCCUUCUGCGAGGGUUAUGAGGAACCUUACACAGGCAGCUAGAGAGGUGAAAUGCCCUCAUCUCAGCCGUGAAUUCUGCACACCUCGCAUCCGGGGCAACACCUGCUUCUGCUGUGAUCUCUACAACUGCGGGAGCCGUGUGGAGAUCACUGGUGGCUACUAUGAAUACAUCGAUGUCAGCAGCUGCCAGGACAUCAUCCACCUUUACCACCUGCUCUGGUCUGCCACCAUUCUCAACAUUGUCGGUCUGUUCCUGGGCAUCAUCACUGCUGCAGUCCUGGGAGGCUUUAAGGACAUGAACCCAACUCUUCCGGCACUGAACUGUUCUGUUGAAAAUGCCCAUCCAACUGUUUCGUACUAUGCUCGUCCUCAAGUGGCCUCCUACAAUACCUACUACCACAGCCCUCCUCACCUGCCACCAUAUUCUGCUUAUGACUUCCAGCAUUCUGGUACCUUCCCAUCUUCCCCUCCCUCCGGACUUUCUGAUGAGCCCCAGUCUGCCUCUCCUUCACCAAGCUACAUGUGGUCAUCGAGUGCUCCACCACGUUACUCUCCCCCCUACUAUCCUCCUUUUGAGAAGCCCCCACCUUACAGCCCCUAAAGAGGAAUUCCAGCCAGCUAUUAUGAGUAUGGUGGCUUUUGUAUUUCUGCUUUAGUGGAAGUGUGUAGGGAACAAAAUGUCAAAUGUGAUUCCCAUGCAUUAUUUUAAUUUGGAUGACUAGCCACCUGGGCUAGGGAACGAUAAGGGUGAAAUUUAUUCAACGUAAGAACGUAAGAAUGGAGCAGGGCUAAGUAAAACCCCACAUUUCCAAGAUGGGCAGACCCUACUUUGCAAACAAGGUGAGGGAUUCAAUCCAGCAAGCAGCUUACUGUGUUUGGACUUGGAUUACACUGCAAUCAUAUUGCUGUCUGCUCCGAAGCCUAGCUUCCAUCUAUUUCAUUUUGUGUAAAUGGGGUGUUGUCCUCAGACCCUUGGUAUCCAAAUUCUUGGUCCCCUAGUUCCUUAGUUGAAGCACCUGGCUUGUAAGUACUAUCUUUCCCUACCAUCAAAGUCAGUUGCUAAGGGGAAAAUCUCCAGAUGGUGGGACAUUACAGUAGUUCCAAUACAGAGUUCUUUGCUUAUGUCUGGAUGUGGAAAACACUCCCCAUCUUAGUACAUCUUCUGAGUACUGAAAAUCAGCUGCUCUCAUCAUUCCCUUCCACUUUCGUUCUCAGUACCUCCCAAAGGGAAAAGUGCAAUAUCCCCUCAAAUAGUGGGGGACAAGAUUGAUGAUUCAGGAAGCAAGAAAUGCAGAGUAACGUGGGGUAUAGAAAAUCAUCUAAAAGGAGACAGUGGUUCUACUCUACAUUGCAGUAUUACCAAAUACACUCUCUACCGAAGACAGAACAAGUUUGGUCAAACUUCAGUUUUUAAGAAAUGCUAGAUUAGUUUCCUGUGUUGGAAUAGGAAUUGUUACUAAUCUUUGUAUUUACUCUUCAAAUAUUGUGCUUCAACUCCUGCAAACCGCACGUGCCCUACACCUCACUCCCUAAGAAUCAUCUGUAUUUUAGUGCCAUUGCUCUUACUGGUCCGUCUGUUUCUGCUGUGACCAAUCAUGAUGUCCAUCCAAGAUUAUGAAAAGUGUUACAAUGCCGCUUCAAGUCUGCUAACCUCACCCUGUAGCCAACUGGGCAAAUUCCCAGGUGUUAUUGUUAAGUUAAAAGCCACCUGGCACAUCAUGGUAGGGAGCAAUGUAGUUCUUUUGAUUCAACACUGCUUUAACCCCAUCAACCUAAUAAAUUUAACUUUGCCCCCACCCCCAGCCUUCACUUCAGAACUCUUUCAUUACCCUGAGAAUUCAUGGUUUCAAGGAAGCGAGAUAAACUAACACUUGUGUAAUGAAAAACUCAAGGGGCUCGAGGAGGGUGCCUCCUUCCUUCUGCAAACACAGAACACACACUGGAAAACUUCCCAGCCAAUUUCGCUACCUCCAGACUUGACGGAAUGGAGGUGGCAGGCAAAUGUCGGUGCUCCCGUCCACCCACCACCACGAAUUUCCAAGGCAUGAGGGGUCCAUGCACAGUUCACUGGAAAUAUUUGCAAAAAUUCAAUUCAACUUUCAGCCUCAUGAAUGAUGUCUCCUCCAGAUUUCAAAUUUGAAAAACCAGAAUCCUUCUGAGGUAUAUAAAAAAAAAGCACGAUUGUUUUUUUACAGUUCUGAGCAUGUUAAAAUUCUAUUGGGUUUCAAAAGGGACUCGUAACCAAUUGACUUUUACUCUACAAACAGGAACUUUAUUACUCAAAUUUUUGCUGUUUAUACUUUACCUUUUGCUUUUAGUGUGUAUAUGAGUAUUUAAUUUUCUAAAAGGCACCAUUUCACAGUAUAUCCUACAUUUAUCACAUUUCUUAAAAGUGUUAAGAUUCUACAACUCAUUUCUAUGUAUUUUUCUUACUUUACAAAAUAACUUGAAACAGUAUAGAUUUUGUAACACUUAAUUUGAUCAGCUUCUUUUUCUAUUCUAUUGAAUUCUAUGAAGUGCAUGUUACCUUAGAAAAAGUACUAUCUGCGGCUUUACUCUUGCCAGACGUUUGCUGUAAUGACGGAAUUUCUAUUUCCAAUAUGUACCUUGACUGCUUUUUGUAAUACUGCUAUCUUCCUAAUUCUGCUUUCAAGUAUUGAACUGGGCAUGAAAAAUUAAAGUAUUAAUCCAGAACCUGUAUCAACUGGAUGUUGCUUAAAAUCUGUAUCACUGCCAUAUUGGAAACCCAGACUGCUUUUGUGAUGUUUCAAAUUAAUAAAAGUAUCCUCCCUCCUUA